GGGUAUUCAGUGUUGCAACUGACAGUGUAUUCAUUUUGACAGUAGAUUUUUCUCAACGCGAACUAUCAGACUCUCAGAAUGUUCCGCCUUGCUGCUAGCCAAAUCGCUAACAUUGCUCGUAGCUCCAUCGGCGUAACCAGCCGUGUUGGUGUUGUCCGUGCUGCCCAUCAUGAAAUUCCUGCCGAGGAAUUCGACAAACAGUAUGAAGAUUACUUCAGCCGUGCCGAUAUCGAUGGCUGGGAGGUGCGCAAGGGCAUGAACGAUUUGUUGGGUAUGGAUUUGGUUCCAGCUCCCAAAAUUGUCGAUGCUGGCUUGAAGGCAUGCCGUAAGGUUAACGACAUUGCUUUGGCCAUCAGAUGGUUGGAAGGUGUCAAGGAUAAGUGCGGUGACAAGACCGAUGAAAUCUAUCCCUACAUCAUCAACCACGUUCGUCCCACCCUCACUGAAUUGGGCAUUCCCACACCCGAAGAAAUCAACUACGACAAACCAGAAUUGGCCCUUAAGUCUGUGUUCGAUAUGUAAGGA
This is a messenger RNA of Musca vetustissima, 525 nucleotides long. It is a transcript of the gene COX5A, whose product is annotated as cytochrome c oxidase subunit 5A, mitochondrial. The coding region runs from base 79 to 522 and encodes 147 amino acids. Gene Ontology annotation, cellular component: mitochondrial inner membrane. The record is from RefSeq and is a predicted model, not a curated record. NCBI's taxonomy places the organism in Eukaryota, Metazoa, Arthropoda, Insecta, Diptera, Muscidae. The transcript is spliced from 2 exons. Gene Ontology annotation, biological process: mitochondrial electron transport, cytochrome c to oxygen.